UUUCCGCCGUGUCAUCCAGCCAGCGCCGGGGGAUCCCUUCGCCUCAGUUCCUCGUCCACUCGAGAAAGAAAGUCGAAGGUCGUGGCCUCUUUCCCGCCCGCCCUCCGAGUCUUCCUGGGCGGCGGGAGUAUAAAGGCGCCGCUCCCGAGACACGCCGUCAGUCGUCUCGCAGCGAACCAACCCCAAACAUGAAUCGAGUUCUCUUCACCGUCGUGGUCCUGUCCCUCGUGGUCGCCUUGGCCGCCGCCGGUGGAUUUGGCGGCGGACACGGAGGCGGAUUUGGCGGCGGACACGGAGGCGGAUUUGGUGGUGGCCACGGAGGCGGAUUUGGCGGUGGUGGAUUCGGAGGAUCUGGAGGCUAUGGAGGCAGAGGAUUUGGAGGUGGACAUGGAGGAUUUGGUGGAGGAUUCGGAGGCGGUCACGGAGGAUUCGGAGGCGGUCACGGAGGAUUCGGAGGCGGCCAUGGAGGAUUCGGAGGCGGCUUUGGAGGUCGAUAUGGGAAGUAAACUACUCGACGUUCUGUCAGCACGAGAGAAUUGUAUAUUGAGGAAUGCUUUCCUAUUUUUAUAAUAAAGUAUACAUU
Messenger RNA from Penaeus vannamei (Pacific white shrimp), 583 nucleotides. NCBI's taxonomy places the organism in Eukaryota, Metazoa, Arthropoda, Malacostraca, Decapoda, Penaeidae. The record is from RefSeq and is a predicted model, not a curated record.